Messenger RNA from Tympanuchus pallidicinctus (lesser prairie-chicken), 1741 nucleotides. RefSeq names its product origin recognition complex subunit 6 (gene ORC6). Gene Ontology annotation, molecular function: DNA binding. NCBI's taxonomy places the organism in Eukaryota, Metazoa, Chordata, Aves, Galliformes, Phasianidae. Gene Ontology annotation, biological process: DNA replication; DNA replication initiation. Bases 85 to 891 code for a protein of 268 amino acids. Gene Ontology annotation, cellular component: nuclear origin of replication recognition complex. The transcript is spliced from 7 exons. The record is from RefSeq and is a predicted model, not a curated record.
ACGGACCGGUCGGUCGGCGAGCCCGGUGGCGGGUCGGGAGCCGCGCGACGCGGGCACAGCGGGCGGGAAUCGAGAGCGAGGCGGAUGGAGCGCGGCGCGGUACAGCGGCUGGCGGUACGGCUGGGGAUCGGCGAGCCGCGCGUCGUCAGGAAAGCCGAGGAGUACCUGCGGCUGUCCCAGGUGAAGUGCGCGGGGCUGAUGGCGCACGUGACCGCGAGCGGCCUGGCCGUGAUGUGCCUGGAGCUGGCGGCCCGCUGCACCAAGCACCCCGCCGGCAAGAGCUCCUUUGUUAAACUCUCCGGUUUGAACAAGACCGCGUACCAGAGCUCCGUGAAGGCCUUGGAGUGUUUGCUGGGGGUGAACGCCCGGCUGGGGAUGCGCGAGCUGGCGGUGCAGUUGUGCUGCACGGAGGCACUGAGCGCGGCCUCGGAAAUCCUGCAGAGGUAUGAAUCCAGCCUCCCUGAAGCACAGCAAAUGGAACUUGAUUUCUCAAAACCACUAUUUAUAGCAGCUGCACUAUUCACUGCGUGCAGGUGUUUGAAGCUGAAAGUGGACAAAUCUAGGAUGUUGGCUGUAUCUGGAGUGAAAAAAGCAAUAUUUGAUCGCCUGUGCAGUCAGAUGGAGAAGAUAAGCCGGCAAUUCAACAAAGAUGAUACUCCAUUAGCUGCAGAGACAUCUGAAACCCAGCAGACUGACCUGGAGCAAUAUGAGAAAGAAAGUUCUGAAGAUUAUGAUGAUGAGAUUCCAUGUAAACAGCCAAAGACUGAAACAAAGCAAGACUAUGAAGAAUGGAAAAGGAGAAUCCUGGAAAAUGCUGCUAAGGCACAAGAGACAAAUAGUGGUACUGUUUCUAUAGUGCCACCUUGUAAUAUCACUACUGCUUGCUCAUAACGUUAACAGUCCUUUUGUUCUUAACAAUUCCUGUAGCAUAUAAGUGAUGACUGGCUGGUAUUCAGCUAAUUUUAUUUUUUUAGCUAGUUUUUAAAAGUUAUUUUUAAUAAAUGACAAUUGAGGUGAUUUUUGGAAGAAGCAUGUUUAAUUAUUUGCCAGGCUGGUACUUGAGCAGAUGUAGCAUUAGGUGGUAGGACUGCUUCAUUUUUCCUGGUACAAGCAGCAGGUGACACUCUAGUAUGAUGUUCAAUGUGAAUGAAUUAUGUCACGUGUCCUUGUGCCUCUAGCUGGCAGUAGACAAUGAAAAAGAGUGGGAGGAGACCAACUGUGCCUUGUUAAACAGCAAAAACAACAGAUGAAUUAAAGACUGAGUAAUUUUUAAAACUGUCAAACACUUAUUCACUGAACUGACAAUAGUUUUUAUGCCUGUGUAGGACUGAAGUCUCUUGUGUAUGUAAUGGGGCCCAGCUGUUCCAAGAAACAAUAAAGAUAUCGGAAGGAAAAGCUUUGCGUUAAGACGUGCAUUUUUAUGCACAUACUUGUUGUAUGUAAAACUUCUGGGGGGCAAAAUAAGACAGGAGGACCCAUCUGUGGAAGGUAUCCAGGGAACAAGGAUUUCGAACCUAGUGAAGCUGGGACACAGACCUUUUUGUUGUAUCUCAGGAGCAUAAGCUUCAACUGAAGAGUGCCCUGACCCCAUAGGUCUUAGAGGCAACUUGUGUCAUCCUAUACUUUCAUCCCACCUAUUCAAAGUAGGACUUAAAGUAACUAUUUUUGAAAGAAAAAUCAUAACCUUUAGCAGUCCAUGACUAGCGUUACUAUAAUAAAGUCAAGCCAAUUCUGCUGCCCA